GAGAUGCUUCAUCAGUGACAUCACAGUGAUUGCCACCUCCCUUGGACUACUUCAGGCCCUGCCCAGAGCCCAGGAGUCCAGACAGCCCGGGAGAGGAGCAGGAGUUGGAGCCCAAGUUGGAGAGAGAGGAGAGGCCUGCUGCAACCAGGAGGUGAGGACCAGAGGAGGUCUUUGGUGUGCCCUCAGAAGUCCGCCUUCAGUUCUCACCGAGCCACUCAGAAUGGAGUGGACCACCCGGGAGCUGUUCCUCAACUUCACCGUUGUCCUGAUCACAGUUAUCCUUAUGUGGCUCCUUGUGAGGUCUUAUCAGUACUGAGAGGCCAUGCCACGCUUCUGGGAUUGACUGCAACACUCCAGAGCUGCCUGCUGUGUGCCCUGAGAUCUCACUGCUGUCAUGGGAUGCCUUUCUUGGCACCCCAAGGCACUUCUGACCUGCACUCACAAUAUCCGAGGUGCCUCCAGUGCUAGGAUCGAUUGUGUGUUCUCUAAAGAUGCUGCUCUCAAGGGCUGCCAAGUGUUUGCCUGUGAGCGUUAGAUUUAUUCCCCCAACUCUUACUGCAAAUGUGUUAGACAAACCACAAGGUUAAAAUUAAACUGGAUUCAUGAUGAUGUAGAAUUGUAACAAGCCUCUGAUCUGUCUUACCACACAUCCUUUCAACCCACACUGUCUGCAACAAAACUCUAAAUCAACCUGCCAGAAGAAAGAAAUGUUAGAGGAAGUCUUUGUCAGCCCCUAUAACUAUCAUGUGAAUAAAGUUAAGUCAACCACAAAAA
This is a messenger RNA of Ceratotherium simum simum (southern white rhinoceros), 774 nucleotides long. NCBI's taxonomy places the organism in Eukaryota, Metazoa, Chordata, Mammalia, Perissodactyla, Rhinocerotidae. The record is from RefSeq and is a predicted model, not a curated record.